AUGCUUGGAAGUGUGAGCUCUCUCCCUUCUUACCCCACAUCAGUGGGGAGAGGUGCUCUCAAGGGCUUCCUCAUAAGGAAGCAGCCUCCACUGAGUCCUGCAUCAUUGAGUUCAUCUCCUUGCCUUCACACAAAUUUACUCUUAGCCCAUAAUCGGCCUAAGGGUACUCCUGGAGCAGGCCAUGACCGGCUUCUGGUUAUUGCUUGCUGCAAGGAAGAAGCCAGAGAUCCGAAUUCAUGGCGGACUGCGGCAGGUGACCACGAAGGAGAAGAUCACAGGGCAAUGGAGACGGUUCUCAAGCUGUAUAAUGCCAUGAAAGAUCGAAAUCUGCGAGAAUUAGCAGACGUCCUGGCCGACGAGUGCAGAUGUAUCUCAAAUUUCGUGUCCAGACCUUCCCAAGGAAAGAAGCAAGUAACGGAGUUCUUUCAUACAUUGAUGACUUCCAUGGGGCCUAUAGGGUUUGAGAUCGAGCCCACCUUCAACGACGGUCUGAGAGUAGGAAUCAGAUGGCAAUUUGAGUGGGAAGGGAAGCACGUUCCCUUUGGAAAAGGUUACGCAAUUUAUACGUGCCAAACUUGGAAAGGAAAGGCAUACAUCAAGAACGUAGAAAUGUUCAUGGAACCUAUUUUCAGCUUUGGCCUAAUCCGACUGAAAGUACUGGGGACCCUUUUGCCCAUGUUUGAAAGAAUUUGGAGUAGAAAGCUGAAGCCCAAUGAAACGGUGGUGUUGCUGCUCUUGUUGUCCGUCCUGGUUGUCCUUCUAUUGUCCAAGAUGCUCUUCUUGUAAUAUCUGAACAAUCUUUUUCUCGAUUGUCAGUCGUGUGCUGCUUCAUUUCACAGAUACCAAAGCAAGAAGAGAUCUAGGUGCAGACUUAUUUGUGUAAAUCUUUCGCGAUUAUAGAACAAAUCAAAUUAUUGUAGCUUACUUUCGAACAUUUCCUACGUGUGAUUUUCUAGCACUUUGAAAUUCCUUCGGUCAUGACAAUGCCAAAUUUAUUGUUACUGUUCUGCGCGUAUAAAAUAAUGUGAAUGAAAUGUAAUCAUGGAUAUACUCUAUCUACAUAGUUUUAAAUGUCGAUAGAAUCAAGUUUUAGCCGGCGAUCAUUCUGUUC
Messenger RNA from Nymphaea colorata (pocket water lily), 1111 nucleotides. RefSeq lists its product as uncharacterized. The record is from RefSeq and is a predicted model, not a curated record. Bases 1 to 786 code for a protein of 261 amino acids. NCBI's taxonomy places the organism in Eukaryota, Viridiplantae, Streptophyta, Magnoliopsida, Nymphaeales, Nymphaeaceae. The transcript has 5 exons.